Molecule: messenger RNA, 381 nt
Organism: Cladophialophora yegresii CBS 114405
Lineage: Eukaryota; Fungi; Ascomycota; Eurotiomycetes; Chaetothyriales; Herpotrichiellaceae
Product: endoribonuclease L-PSP
Exons: 3
Coding region: 1-381 (126 amino acids)
Cellular component (GO): mitochondrion; cytosol
Molecular function (GO): deaminase activity
Source: RefSeq, a predicted model, not a curated record
AUGUCCUCCGAUAUGACUCAGGUCUUUACGAAAAAUGCCUGCCCUCCUGCUGGUCCAUACAGUCAGGCUAUAAAAGCUGCUGGUCAAGUUUGGGUUGCGGGGCAGAUCCCCGCCGACUCGAACGGAAAAUUGGUUGAAGGCUCUAUCGCAGACAAGACGAAGCAGUGCUGCGAGAACCUUAAAGCCAUAUUGGACGAGGCAGGCAGUGGUAUAGGCAAAGUCGUUAAAGCUGGGGUCUUCCUGUCCGAUAUGAAGCACUUUGCCGAGAUGAAUAGUGUUUACGAACAAUACUUUACUCAUAAGCCGGCGAGAACGUGUGUCGCAGUGCGAGAACUGCCGAAGGGCGUGGACGUCGAAAUCGAAGCAAUUGCACUGCAGUGA